AUGCCGCUAAGACAUUUACUUUUCAACAAACGGAAUGGGGCCCCUCAAAGAGCACCUGACCAACCAAGACCUGACCUAGCGGAUCUUCAGUACUUCUCACUAGACCACGAGGUUGGGCAGUAUAAGCAGCAGUGGUGUGAGAGCCAUAACUAUGCAGCUCAGCCGUUUAACCACGGUACCGAGCCUCAAGCAGUACAACAGACCACCACAUACAGCCAUCCAUAUGAUCAGGCCAGCAUGUUUUCUCACAAUCUGAUGAUACCAUACCAAAACCACCCAUACGAUUUUGAGUCCCACGAUCUAGGAGCCUUCUCUUAUUCGUCCGACUCUUGCGAAGUCUCGUCAAUAUCUCAAGGGUCAUUACACUCCUCGAUAAGUAGCAACAUGUUCGACGAUGACGGAGUAAACAGUAUCCAUUCUGGAUCCUCCCUAUCUCGCAAACCAUCGACCAUAUCCAACUAUGCUUCUAACGAACUAUGCCCCGCCCUCCUCGCUGGCGGUCAGGGAGUCUGUAUACCAGAGCAAUGUGGUCCCAAUGCUCCUUGUCUUCAGUACGUGCGACAGCCUGAUGACAUUGAGGACUGUGUCCCUGACCAAAUUCGUGAAGAUUCCGUCAUGGAAGAUGAGCUUGACAACCAGCCCAUAGACUUUACGCCUCAUACCUCGCCGCAAAGGUCUCAGCCGCAAAUCCAAGACAUGAACACUAUUCCACUCGACGACGACGACAAGAAGGGACGUGUUCGGGCACGGAAAUCAUCAACCAAAUUGACUAGUGGCACGAAAGACGAGCCGUCAACGUCGAAGCAGACGAAAAAGUCCCGCCAGCGUGUGGCUCACAGUCUUGUCGAGAAAAAGUACCGAGAAAACCUCAAUGCCAAGAUCAUGGAGUUAUAUUCGACUCUGAAAAGAGCGCAGCACGGUAUUGACCAGACUGAUGAGGCAGAUAUAGAUGAUAUGGAUGACGACAGAGCACCUAAGAAGUCCGAGGUUCUAGUCUUAGCUAUGUCCUGGAUACAGACUGCAGAAUCAGAUCUACGGCGCAAGGAUGCAGAGAUCGAGCGUCUGAACGAACGUCUGAAAAUGAUGGAAGGGUGGAUGAGAAGUUCUGGAGUUACUCAGCGAAUGGUAAUGUGA
Molecule: messenger RNA, 1134 nt
Organism: Lithohypha guttulata
Lineage: Eukaryota; Fungi; Ascomycota; Eurotiomycetes; Chaetothyriales; Trichomeriaceae
Exons: 1
Coding region: 1-1134 (377 amino acids)
Molecular function (GO): protein dimerization activity
Source: RefSeq, a predicted model, not a curated record